AUGAAGUACAUAAAUAGCCAAACGAGGCUUCUGCCCUUCCGUGGACAAUUCUCCUACAAGAAUCUCGCUUAUGAGCAGGCAGACAAAAUAAUCGAGUCCCUAAGUGGUCAGUCUUUUUCUGACUUUGUCCAAGAGAGGAUAUUCAAUCCUCUCGGUAUGAAUCGCACGUUCCUUAAGACCCCUCCGUCAGAACUGGACGACAUCGGCACUACCUACAACGCGCUGGACGACGGGGCUUCAGCGCCUAUCACGGCUGUCAAGGUCGGAGAUGAUUGGCUCGGUCGGCCUCACGCUGGUAUGCGAAGCUGCAUCAGUGACCUUGAGAAGCUCUACAGCGCACUUGUAUUUUACUUCAACGAUCAGUUUGAGAAGGGAACUACAUCAACUGGACACUUGCCACUCAAACAAGUCACACAAUUGAUGUCAGCUGAGAUUCCAAUGGACCAGCCAUCCAGAAAUGAGGCAUCGUACAGUUUCGAUUGGGGACGUGUUCAAUUUCCCAGAAGGAUGGGUCAAAUAGGUAUCAACCCAGACCUCUUAACUGAUGGUAUGCCUGUGGUCGGCAAAGGUGUUCCUUCUCAAUUGGUCAUUUUUCACCAGAGAAGUCUAUCUGGAGCCUUGUCGAUUGUAAUGCUACUACCAGAAAGCGAGACUACUAUCGUUAUAUCGACAAACGCUCUUGCUCUCAACGAUGUUGCUAAUUGGAUGGGGCAAAUAGUUCUUGAAGAAUUCCUUCAGGUCCCAGACACAGAAAGAAACGACUACGUUGAAUUAGCGAAGAUAUCGAGAGCAGAAAAUCUGAAGUGGUAUCCCGCGCUCAUACAACAGCUUGGACAGGAGUGGAAGGAUGACACGUUGGUAAAGCCUCUCGAUGAGUACGUCGGCACUUACUGGAACGACCUGCACAUCUUCAAGGUCGACGUGAAACUGGAGAAUGGCCAGCUGUACUGGCUUCUACAGGGCCUCGAGUCAGAGGAAUUCUCUCUCAACCAUUACGAAGAUGACUCAUUUACAUGGCUGCAGCCACAUAAUGAGGUUUCCAGACGUGGACGAUGGGUAGAGUGUGACCAGGGACCAGAUUUCUGGAAAGCGGUGUUCAAAGGAGGCGAAGACGGCAAGAUAAACAAACUAUUCUAG
This is a messenger RNA of Alternaria atra, 1137 nucleotides long. RefSeq lists its product as uncharacterized. The transcript has a single exon. The record is from RefSeq and is a predicted model, not a curated record. Lineage: Eukaryota; Fungi; Ascomycota; Dothideomycetes; Pleosporales; Pleosporaceae. Bases 1 to 1137 code for a protein of 378 amino acids.